Drosophila grimshawi is the source of this 2168-nucleotide messenger RNA. RefSeq names its product 6-phosphogluconate dehydrogenase, decarboxylating (gene Pgd). The record is from RefSeq and is a predicted model, not a curated record. NCBI's taxonomy places the organism in Eukaryota, Metazoa, Arthropoda, Insecta, Diptera, Drosophilidae. The coding region runs from base 145 to 1590 and encodes 481 amino acids. Gene Ontology annotation, biological process: pentose-phosphate shunt, oxidative branch; pentose-phosphate shunt. The transcript has 3 exons. Gene Ontology annotation, cellular component: cytosol. Gene Ontology annotation, molecular function: NADP binding; phosphogluconate dehydrogenase (decarboxylating) activity.
CAGUUGUAGUCGGCAAACGCGAACAGCCACAAGGCGGCAGCGGAGUAACAGCAGCAGCAAAAAUCGAAACGAGUUUUUCGUUUGCGUAAAAUUUACAACCUAAUUAGUUUCCAAAUCAUUAACAAAUCUUUUUUUUUAUAAAAAAUGAGCGGGAAAGCUGAUAUUGCCCUCAUUGGAUUGGCUGUAAUGGGUCAAAAUCUAAUACUAAACAUGGACGAGAAGGGUUUUGUGGUGUGUGCGUAUAAUCGCACCGUAUCGAAGGUUCAAGACUUUCUAAACAACGAGGCCAAAGGCACCAAAGUGAUUGGCGCCGACUCAUUGAAGGACAUGGUCGACAAGCUGAAAAUGCCACGCAAAAUUAUGUUGCUUGUCAAGGCUGGCAACGCUGUGGAUGAUUUCAUUGGUCAACUGGUGCCACUGUUGUCGCCCGGCGACGUUAUCAUCGAUGGCGGCAACUCUGAAUAUCAGGACACAUCGCGUCGCUGCGAUGAACUGGAGAAGCUCGGACUUCUCUUUGUCGGCUCCGGCGUCAGUGGCGGUGAGGAGGGCGCCCGUCACGGACCAUCCCUAAUGCCCGGCGGACAUGCGGCCGCCUGGCCACUGAUCCAGCCAAUCUUCCAAGCGAUCUGCGCCAAAGCGGACGGUGAACCAUGCUGCGAAUGGGUGGGCGAUGCGGGCGCCGGCCACUUUGUGAAGAUGGUGCACAAUGGCAUCGAAUACGGCGACAUGCAACUGAUCUGCGAGGCCUAUCAUCUGAUGCAGUGUUUGGGCCUAACACCGCAACAAAUGUCCGAUGUGUUUGGCCAAUGGAAUGGGGAGGAGCUCGACUCGUUCCUCAUCGAGAUCACACGCGAUAUACUCAAGUACAGGGACGCCGGCGGUCAUCUGCUGGAGCGUAUACGCGACACGGCCGGACAAAAGGGCACCGGCAAAUGGACAGCGAUUGCAGCCCUCCAAUAUGGUGUGCCCGUUACGCUCAUCGGCGAAGCCGUCUUCUCGCGCUGCCUCUCGGCGCUCAAGGAUGAACGGGUUCAGGCGAGCACUGUGCUCGCCGGACCCGCUCAGAACUCGUGCACCGUGGAUAUGAAGAAAUUCUUGAAUAGCCUCAAGCAUGCACUGUACUGUGCCAAGAUUGUCAGCUAUGCGCAGGGCUUUAUGCUGAUGCGCGAGGCGGCCAGCGAGAAUAAAUGGAGUCUCAAUUAUGGUGGCAUCGCAUUGAUGUGGCGCGGCGGUUGCAUCAUACGCAGCGUCUUUCUCGGUAACAUCAAGGAUGCGUACACCCGACAGCCGAAGCUCUCCAAUCUGCUGCUCGAUGACUUCUUUAGGCGGGCCAUCGCCGAGGGCCAGGAGUCGUGGCGUGAGGUUGUCGCCAAGGCCUUCCUUUGGGGCAUACCGGUGCCGGCUCUAUCCACCGCACUCAGCUUCUAUGAUGGCUAUCGCACCGCCAAGUUGCCAGCGAAUCUUUUGCAAGCGCAACGUGAUUAUUUUGGUGCCCACACCUACGAGCUGCUGGGCAAGGAGGGGCAGUUUCAUCAUACCAAUUGGACGGGCACCGGUGGCAACGUCUCCGCCAGCACCUAUCAGGCAUAGAUUGCGACCACGUGUACAUAUAUAUAUAUACAUUAUAUAUAUAUAUACGUUGGAGCAUACAUUCCACAUGUAUAUGUUUAUACGGUGAUCUUUGUUUCACAAUAUUGCAAUUUGUUUAUUAUUUUAAUGCUGAGAAAUGUUCGCGUUUGUUUCUAAGUUCUUUUUUAUUUUCAAUGUUUUGUAGUUUCGAAUUUAUAAAAUGUUUUUCAUUUCAUUUCGAAUUCAUUCAAAUUAUCUCCAACCGUUGCUGUUUUGCAUAUGGAAUAUAAUAUAAUUAAUUUCAUCAACUUGAAAAUUAAGUUUGAAAUUAAUGGGUUUUUCUUCCUCUGAAUUUUUUUCGAGUUUUAAUUUUUUUUUAUUAAUUUAUUAUUAACGUUAAUUUAAUUUAAUUUGUUGAUCAAUGGAAGUUGUCAAAGCGAGCGAGCACUGUAUACAGUCUGUAUACCUCUUUAUAUCCAAUAUACUCUGGGGCCUUUUGGUCUACAAUUGUGUUUCUCUUUCCUUUUUUUGUUUUGUCGAGUAAGGCUAGCAGUACUUAGUUAUAAAAUUUGUAAUUAAACAAAAAAUAUACAAACGUA